Molecule: messenger RNA, 3954 nt
Organism: Ustilaginoidea virens
Lineage: Eukaryota; Fungi; Ascomycota; Sordariomycetes; Hypocreales; Clavicipitaceae
Exons: 1
Coding region: 1-3954 (1317 amino acids)
Biological process (GO): positive regulation of TOR signaling
Molecular function (GO): protein binding
Source: RefSeq, a predicted model, not a curated record
AUGUACAAUCGCGAGUCCAAGAUUAUGCGGAAGCUCCUCGGUAAGGCGGCGCCAGACUCGGCGACGGGAGAUUUGGCUUCGAUAACCGGCACCACCACGCCUAUACCGACCUCGUACCGCCCUUCAAAGUCCCAAGACGCCGCUUACUCUGCCGGAGUACCCAUUUCCUGCUUUGACGUUUCUCCAGACCGACGCGCCGUCAUUCUUGGAGGUCCCCAUAUCCUCCAGACAAUAGUGCUCGAUGAUCCCUCGAGCUCCAACUUCGUCUUCAACGACGGCAUUGAUAUCCGAACAGCCAUCACGACGCGGCAGUCCACCGGACCACGGCAAAACGUCGUCGCGGACCAGCUCAACAUAGCAGACGUAAAGUGGCACAACGGCUCCCAUAUUUACACCGCGUGCGCCAGUGGCAAGGUCUUUUCCUACGACCUCACUCGAAUUGGCGCUGGAGAUGCUGAACCGUUGGAAUACAUUCUCAUGCACGAAGAUUCACGUCAAAUCAAUAGUCUGGACAUCAACCCCCACCUGAAUUCCUGGUUGCUGACUGGCGGACAAGAUGGGACUGCUCGAGUAUUCGACUCUAAUGUGACCACGCCAGCAAGACAUGGAGUCAGCUUCCGACAACGAUUCGCGCCGCUCCGGUGUAUUGACCCAAUCAAGCAAGUUCAAUGGUCGCCCCGGCAGGGUCACGAGAUGGCCUGCUGCACAGAAAGCGGUGUCGUGAUGAAGUGGGAUGUGCGACAGCCAUCGAGGCCGGUUUUAAGAAUCAACGCACAUGAGAAGGCAUGCUCCGCCAUCGCAUGGCACCCCGACGGAGCUCAUCUCAUCAGCGCCGGACGGGACGCCAGGAUCCAUACCUGGGACCUGAGCAACACGGCUGACAAGCGCCAAAAGCCCAAAUACACCAUUUCCGUCCCGGCGCCAGUGGCUGCUGUUGCAUGGAGGCCUGGCCUGUGGUCCGCGAGUGCCCAGGCGAGGCGAGUUGCCCAGAUCGCAGUCACGUAUGAUGAGACGAGCAGCCGCCGAUAUGGCCUUUCGGCCGUUCACAUUUGGGAUUUUGCCCGGCCAACCAUGCCCUAUAAAGAGAUGGACAGCUUCGAGACGUGUCCUUCGGCUCUGGCGUGGCAAGACCAGGAUAUGCUGUGGACCGUUGGGCAGGACGGCCACUUCAACCAGCGUGAUGUCGCCUUUGCUCGAAGGGUCAUCGAUCGCCAGUCCACUUCUGCCAUGGCAUUUUCUCCAAGGGGCGACGCGUUCGUGCUACUAGACGAGCGUUCGCAGUCGCAGCGACCACGGCUACUGGGUGCUCACCACUCCGAGGUAAUGCACCGUCCGACAUACAGUCCGAGUCAAGGGAAUCCAGGGUUGAGCCUCAGUCGGAGCGACUCGGAAGACGACGUGUUGGGGAGCUUUUUGGCGCCCCGUCGAAGAGUCCCUCGGAAUAGACGACUGAGUGGACGGGGCGGGGUGCCGUUGAGCACAACACCGCCAUCUGGGGCAAGCUCGUUUCCCGACGACUUUAGGCAGACUCUCGGCCUGGAGCAGUCGGUAAACAUUACGGGGCUGUUCAAGCUCCAGCAGGCCAUGUCCUUUGGACAUGUACCUGCUGCCGUACCCGUGCAAGUUUAUCACUUUCUAUCUGCCGCGUACCUUGACUCUCUCAGAUUGGAGCUUCCGUAUGUAGAAGGCGGCAGACCUUUGAUCGAACGAGUGGGCAUCAUUAUGGAGCAGUACGCCAAAGCUGCCGAGGUAACCAACCUGUAUCGGCUGGCGCAGACGUGGCGAAUCCUGGCCUUUGCCACGAAUGUCCUUCUAAAACGCCGGGCGCAGUACCAUUUCGAGACGCGCGUCGGUCAGUUUCAGAAGCUUCAAGUUGACGACGGCCUCAAACGAGCAGACCGGCUACAGGGCCCCGACCCGAUGUACGCGCAUGGGGAUGAUGCUCGGGGGCGAGCUGCGGGGCAAAGAGGGAGCGUGGACAGCCGAUUCCACUCCAUUCGUUCGCUACUGGCGGAGGAAAUCGAAAGUACAUCAAACGUGCCCACGCCGGUCGCGAGACCAGCAGACAGCAGUCACAAUGCGCGAAGCCUUGAUCAAGACGUAAUGGCGCACCAGCACGGCAAAAGACUGUCACCGAUCAUGGAGCCGGAAAGCCUCAGUCUAGGUCCUGCUGCUCACGAAUCCCUACUCACGCCUCAGGGUCCCCGGAAGCGGCACGAUUCGCAGCCGAUAUCAGUGGGCAGCGAGCGGACUGAAGAGUCUGAUGAUAUUUCAUGUACGGAAGGAUAUGACUUUUACGAUGCUGAGGCACUGGCAAAAGCAAUCGAUGUGCCCAUGACAGCGGGAAAGGUUGGCGGCAAGGAUCUUGCGUUCAGAGGAAGGGCGGCGAGCAGGAAGGAUUCGGACGAAGGGUUUGGGCAAAUGUUUUCCAUCUCAAAUGGCACCAGGAGGUCUGCAAGAACAGGCUCCAGCGGAGAUGUGUUUGCGCGGCCUCGUUUCCUCCGAAAUCAGUCCGACGAUGCGGAGAGGGAAGAGAGCGGGGCAUCGAGCGCGGAUUCGCACGUCUCGUCCCAGGCACUGGCCGAAAAACAUGGACGACAGGUUCGCCUGGGAGACUCGACGGAAGAGGUUUUCAUGAUUUCGCAAACGACAAGGACGGACGAAAGCGACCCAUCUCAGACGUCGCACAUGUCACGGGACACGGACGGCGACGAGUCCAACGAGCGAUUGCGCAACUCGGCCGCAGCAGGAUACCAUGGCGGACUCUCUCCGAGUGCCAAGAAGAAGGGAAGGAAGAGGGAGGCGACAUCUCCACGAUGUGAUGCCCGCCCGUAUAUCGUCGAAACAGACUAUCUACCUUGGGAAUACGACCCUCCGUAUCCGCACCCGUUGAGCGGCAGCCAGGACGCGAGGGGGAAAAAAGGCUCGACGUCCCCGCUCGAUCCGCACAGCCUCGUGCUUCGGGCCCUGGACUUUGAGUCGAAACACUCGGCGCUGAACGCGUCGGCCAUGAUUAUGUUGCUCAAACCGCUGUUGCCCGAGUCCGUCAUCGACGGCCACCGAGCGAGGGCGAUUCUCCUGCAACACCACCGGCGGCUGACGCAGAUGAGCCUGUUUGUAGAAGCAGCGCUCCUUCGCAACCUGUGCGUGCAAGGGUGGCCCGAGGGAUUCCCGGAUUGGGGAGAGAAGUAUGCCUACAUCUUUGGCGGCGCGCAGCAAGGUGACAAGAUGGGACUGCUGUGCGAAUCUUGCCGAAAGCCACGGGAAGUUGAUCCGGCGGCGGGGGCCGAGGCGGUUUGGACGUGCCAAAGAUGCGGCAGUAUCAUGGGGCCGUGCCCGGUAUGCGGGCACCGCAGAGCGGAACGUCCGGCGCACAUUCCCGAGGAUAUUCUGCCGGGUCCGUCGGAGCUCGAGUCGGAGAGGUGGUUGACAUUGUGGUGGUACUGUCCCGGGUGCGGGCACGGCGGGCACGCCUCUUGCCUGCAGCUGUGGCAUGGGGCGUCCGAGGCCAGGUCGGUCGAGGACCCGGGGGCACAGUUCAGCGACGGGUGCUGCCCCUCUGAUGGGUGCGGGCACGCAUGCCUUCCAGGCAGGUACCGUGGCGAGACAAUGGCGGCGCGGUCCGACGAAGUUGGCCGAGCGGCGGUGGACACCAGUCGCGCCAGAGAAGAGGCCAAGCCGGGCAGCCGGGGGGCCAGUCGACGGUCGAGCCCGGGCGCGAGCUUUGAGCGCAGCGUGAGGAGCGAUGCGAACGACGUGGUGCCGCAGAGCAAGGCGGUGGGCGUGGCAAGAGAGGCACUAAACAAAGGAGGGGGGGGCGGCCUCGGCGGCGGCGGCGGCGGCGGCGGCGGCGGCGGCGGCGGCGGCAUACUAAGCUCGAGUCCAGGGCGGUCCACGGUGACGGUGGACAGGGAACGGAGGAAGAGCGUCAAGUUUGCGAGGACGGACCGCUGA